AUGAGGGCGGACAGGGACCCCGGUCCUACUCAUCAUGACAAUAUCGCGCAAAGCUAUACCUCAAACGAAAACACACCGUACUCCUCUCCUGAAAUGUCGAUACGAAGGCCCGGGGGCGGCCGGUCAUUACGCCUCGAUGGUGGUUCGCUCAGCCAAGGGAGGGAACUGUCCAUCGAUACCGGGUCGCCAGAAUAUGAAUACUUGCCAAGAUCACCAUUGCUCGAGACCGACCAUGCUCCCGCACCGUCAGGGCUACCGCGGAUACGCCAGACAGCGAAAAGUAGAACCCCUUCUAUGCCGCUCACUUCUACCUCGUCCGCUGAAUCUGCAUUAACCUCGCCGAAUCUAUCACACGCAUCUUCCACGAUAUCAACCGUCCCAAUUACCACUGCUUCUCCCGAACUUGAGGACCUUCACAGGUUUCCUUCUGAAUCACUCCAUUCGUUCUCAUUUGCGCGCCAAUCGGAGGAAUUGCUGCAUACUCGCUAUAAUGUACUGCGGAGAACGAUUGAUUUUAUGAGAGAUCGCUUUGGAUGGGCAGCAAGUAACGCAGGGAUCGCUAAUGCCCAGGCAAAAUUAAGCGGGGACUCGGAAAUCCAAAAUAUGGUUGAUCUCGUUGCAAGAGCAAAUCUUCGUGAAGGCGUUCAAGGCCAUAGCCGACUAUCUGGGCUGAUGAGCGGUCCGGCCACAGGCCCUGCUGAUAUAAACGGGGAAAAUAUAUUUGAUAAGGCAUUUGCAGCUCCUUCUCUCCAUCCGAUUCACGACCAGGAUGAGACUGAACAAGAAGAAUUGGCACGAGCAGCAGAGCGAAGCGAGUUCGUAGCUGCUUCGGAAGAUCAAAGACUAUCCCGAUCCCGAGGGUUGAAAUCAGCUCCAUCCUCAAGACGCGUGAGCCUUAAACGGACAUAUACUGAUAUCGGCCUGGCUUCACUUCAGAGCAAGCUUGUGGACACGUUAUCUGCGCAACCAUACUCGGCGACGGAGUUCGUAUCCCCCGGAAGUACCACCUCAUUUACGAUAGGCACGAAUACCCCUGCCGUCCACUCCCAUAGUAGCAAAUGGUCCCCCGCUGCUCAAGCCGUGUUCAGGACGGAAGCCGGCCCACGGUGGACAAUCCUAGCUGCAAACGACCUAGCAUGUCUAGUAUUUGGUGUAACCCGAAGGGAAUUUCACAAACUCAGUAUCUUAAGCCUUGUUCAGGAAGAGAGGCGUGAGUGGCUAGAGUCGAAACUCAGACCGUCGAGUAUGUAUCCAAACACUGAGUCGUUGGGAGUCAAAACCUCAAAAGCAGAGGUGCAUGGCUCAAGACUGUCAAGUUUUGGUAACGGAGUGACUGCCCAGCUGCUGAGCAAAACGCCCGCGCGUCUAAACAGAUCGAGGUGUCGUAAUGAUAGCCAUUCUAGCCACGGAUCCACCCAGCGCGCCCAGAGCCCAAAUCACCAUCCUACCAAGUCCCGUGGCGUGCUCAUCUGUGGAGAUGUUGUGCCCAUUCAAAAGCGUAACGGCCUCACUGGCUCAGCCAGCUUGUGGGUGAUGGAGAAGAAGGGUGGUUUGAUAUGGGUGGUGGAGGAGAUUCCAGAGCACGUGGUGCGGCUCUGUUGCAGCGAGAAGGGUCGAGUCACCGCUGUCGAGGGCGAGGUAAACAACAUCUGGGGCGGCAAGGUCAUCGGCCUGGAGACGCCCGUACUCGACCUUAUUCCUCAUUUACCCCUAAUCUCAUCUCACUCCGACGCCCUGAACUUUAAAAGGAUCAAUGAACUAAAGUACUUCACUGCCUUGACAUCUAUUGGCACAUCUAUUCCAACAACUGUCACUGCUAUGCCUAGCGAGAGCUCCCUUCGAGUAUCUAGUUUUCCACACAUUGCAGGGAUGCUCGUUUUGUCCCCAAAGACCCUGAACAUCAUUAGUGCGAACCCUGUCUUUGCCUCUUCUCUCUUUGGUUACAGCUGCCUUGAAGGAGUACAUAUCACGGAUUUAGUUCCCGAUUUUGACCACUUCCUUGACACUAUAACUGAAUGCGAUAACAUUCCCCUCGUUGAUGGCAUGAUUAUUCCAGAACAUAGCUUUCGACGAGCACGAGUGUUGUCAAUUCUUCGAGAUGGAAAGGUCGAUGCAGCAUCGUUGUUCUUGAGACCAGCUGGCUUGCCUGCCCGGCAUCGAGAUGGUGUAGAUGUCAUGGUUGAUGUCCAGAUGCGUGUUGUGCGAAGCCAGUCUCGGGCUCAUUCAAAUGCCGGCACAACACAUCACGAUCUGGAAGUUUCCUCCGAGAAAGACGUCCCCCGGACAGUUACUGAGCUCGUCUACGCCCUGUGGAUAACAUAUUCACGUCAAUUUCAUUCUAUCAAUGGAGUUGAUCUACCGCCUGUAAACCCAUUGUUGCAGCCCCCAGAACCACCUCCUUCUCAAGCCGCCCCUGGGCAAAUUACUCCUGCACCAACACCUAUACUUGAACCUUCAUCGAGAUUAGGCAAACCUCAGGCAACACUUUUGGCCCAACAGUUAAGCGAGGCAGCCUCUCAACCUCUCACCGAUAAACCUUCACAACCCGUUCCCGAGAUGAAACUGUCUUCGUUGAAAGUCGAAAAGCCCAAGAAGUUGAAUAUAUCGGAUUUUGUGAUCCUCGAUGACCUAGGCUCUGGUGCCUAUGGGCAGGUCAAGCUAACUCGAUGUAAAUGGAAUCCAGCGAAAAAGAUGGUCUUGAAAUAUGUCACGAAAAAACGAAUUCUAGUGGAUACCUGGACUAGAGACCGGCGCUUGGGCACUGUUCCUUUGGAAAUCCAUGUCUUGGAUUUCUUGCGUCGUGAAGGGAUGCGCCAUCCGAACAUUGUGGAAAUGGAAGGCUUCUUUGAGGACGACGUCAAUUACUACAUCGAAAUGACUCCCCAUGGUUUCCCGGGCAUGGACCUAUUCGACUACGUCGAGCUUCGGGCACAUAUGGAUGAAGCUGAAUGCCGUAGUAUUUUCUCUCAGGUCGUCAGUGCAAUCCACCACCUUCACAUCAAUGCUCUUGUGGUACAUCGCGAUAUUAAGGAUGAAAAUGUUGUUUUGGACGGUGAAAGGCAAGUCAAGCUAAUCGAUUUUGGAAGUGCAGCUUAUAUCAAGAAUGGUCCGUUUGAUGUGUUUGUUGGGACAAUAGACUACGCCGCGCCCGAAGUUCUCCAAGGUAGAUCGUACCGUGGGAAAGAACAAGAUGUAUGGGCGUUGGGCAUUCUUUUGUACACGAUGAUAUACAAAGAAAAUCCAUUUUACAACGUCAACGAAAUCAUGGACCACCCUUUGCGAAUUCCCUUCUUACCUUUUACGGAAAGCUGCCUUGAACUGAUCCGAGGAAUGCUUAAUCGCAACGUCAGCGAGAGGCUGACAAUCACACAGGUCAUCGACCAUCCCUGGAUGAGAGCAACAACCAAUGCUCCCGCGCCCAGCUAA
Ophidiomyces ophidiicola is the source of this 3426-nucleotide messenger RNA. RefSeq names its product serine/threonine protein kinase (gene FUN31). Bases 1 to 3426 code for a protein of 1141 amino acids. Lineage: Eukaryota; Fungi; Ascomycota; Eurotiomycetes; Onygenales; Onygenaceae. The transcript has 4 exons. The record is from RefSeq and is a predicted model, not a curated record. Gene Ontology annotation, cellular component: cytosol; cytoplasm; nucleus. Gene Ontology annotation, molecular function: ATP binding; protein serine/threonine kinase activity. Gene Ontology annotation, biological process: negative regulation of glycogen biosynthetic process; protein phosphorylation; intracellular signal transduction.